AUGUCCAGAGUCGCUAUUGCGGGUGGAACCGGUGGUGUCGGUCGGACCAUAGUCGAAGAGCUAGUCCGACAAGGUAAACAGGAUGUGGUCGUUUUGAGUCGAAAGUCCAAUUCAUUGAAAGGCUUGGAAUCCGUUCCUGUCUUCGCAGUCGACUAUAAUGACGUUACGUCUACCGCGGCUACCCUUCGAGACCUUAGAAUCGAGACGAUCAUCUCCACACUAUCGCUAUUCACAGAAGAAGUAGGAGAGGCUCAGUUGAAACUAAUUCAAGCGGCGAUAGAGUCAAAGUCGGUCAAACGCUUUGCUCCGAGCGAGUUCGCUUUCAACUACCUACGUCCCGGACUCCGCGACUUUCACGACGCGGCUCAAAUGCGAAUUGAUGCAGCCAAUAUGUUGCGCAACUCACAGCUCCAAUUCACCCGUUUCGUAUUUGGCUGGAUACUAGAUACCUGGAACCCUUCGCGCGCUAAGACUAAUCUGCCCCCAAUGACGUGGGUAGUUGAUUUUGAGCAUCGACAAGCAAGGAUACCUGGAGACGGAAUGGACCCUUUCACCGUGUUACAUUCGCAUGAUAUAGCCAAGUACAUUGCUGAACUACUCGAUGAUGGCAGACCAUGGCCUGAAAUGAGCGCUUUCGCAGGUGACAGGCUUUCAUUUAACGACAUGGUAGAAAUGGCGGAGAACAUCACAGGAAAGAAGUUCGAAGUCUCGUUUGAACCGGUGGUGAACCUUGAAAAGAAGGAUGUUGUGGUACUCGAUCAGCCGGAAGGGUCCUACGAUUUUGGUGAGGGACUUCGCGAGGUAACAGCUGAAUUUGGUCUCAUGGUGGUCAAAGGUAUGAUGGACGUAAAGGCCGAUGGACUGAGAAACGAGGAAUAUCCCAGUGUCAAACCUAUUAAGGUCAAGACAUGGAUGCAGCAAAUAUGGGGAUCUCAGGCCUGUUAG
Alternaria burnsii is the source of this 945-nucleotide messenger RNA. RefSeq lists its product as uncharacterized. NCBI's taxonomy places the organism in Eukaryota, Fungi, Ascomycota, Dothideomycetes, Pleosporales, Pleosporaceae. The record is from RefSeq and is a predicted model, not a curated record. The coding region runs from base 1 to 945 and encodes 314 amino acids. The transcript is spliced from 3 exons.